UUCCAAAGGGUUCAGAUAGUUUUUCUUGCAACUGUAUAUUGCUCAUUGAACCAUAGACCCAAAUGUUGGUGCUUAGAAACCCUCCCCGUGGGCUGCCCAUACAGAAACAACUGUAUGUUAUCGGCGACUUCGUUCUUCGAGAAGACUUCGCCACUGACAACUUUAACCCCCCAGUCAAUCGACCAUCUUUCAACAUCCACUAUAGCUUGUUGAAUAGAUUUGAUCACGAGUUUCCUUCCACCCUCCAAAUAGCGCCACCAUCAGCAUAUAGCGAAACUCCAAUACCCCUACCUACAUUCGAAAACACAUCGUUAAUCAUAAUGUCGAACAAAAUAAUACUGAUAGCACUGGCGAUGAUGUAUAAUAAGAAGCACCACUCUAUUUAGAGAACAAUGCUCCGGCUCCACCCAUGAAAAGCACGUUGUACGUAAUAAAAUAUGCCUGCGACCGCUUUCAACAAACGUGCGUGCGUUACGUGCAUCAAAGAUGGUGUCGUAGGAACUGGGUACUGUUGUUCUAGAAGUCAUCUGAGUCUCAAAUAGCUACAUGCAUGUAUUUAGUUCCUUGGGGCUGCUUAGAGUAAAUAAGUAUGAUCAAACUGAUGUUUGCAGGAUACAAAAAAAAAGGUGAAAGGUACAUGCAGAGAGGGUCGUUAGCAAGGAACUUAGCUUGAGGCAUGUUAGCUAGCUAACUAUGUGUAAGGUUGCUGUGUUUUGAACUGACCUGUGUGGUGUGUUGAGAUUUGACCGAUUGGAGGCUAGCUAUCGUCAGCUAACUUAGACCGCUCUAUCUAGCUGGAUCAGAGCGCGCGUGACCUUCUUUGCUCACAUUACAUAGUUAUCUGGCAAAGGUUACUGUAGUUAGCCAAAACAAAAGUCGCUAGCUGCCUUGCUUGCUUGCUCGUGAAAGUGAAGAGCGCGGACUAUAGAUAAGGUGAUUUGUUUUUAAGCUUCUACAGUAGCGGACUUGCUAAACUUGCUAGGGCGUGCUUUGUCAAUUCAGAACUACGCUAGGUGAGAGUGGUCUCGCAGCAUCUGGAUUCAACGAGUUUAGUGUGUAUGAAUGAAUGGACCCAAGUCAAACAGCUGGGAGGAAGCUCAAGCUUACAUUGCCGACAUUGGGUUACCACCGAAUUGACCAACGACUACAUUAAAGGGGACCAACAACGAAUAACUUUUGAUUGUCUUUUUUUAAAUUUUAUUUUUACCAUUUACAAAAAUGACUUACCGAGCCUUUAUAAACUUUCUGUGCCUUGGGAAUCGAGCUGUCACUAUUUUAAAUAGGAGCUCAGGUCACAUCCAGAUGGGGAUACGAAAUAUUGCAUCACAGGCUGAAAGUGGUUUCAACCCUGCGAAAGUUGCUGUGGUGACAAAGAUGACAAGAUAUGAAUUCGAGCAGCAAAGAUAUCGCUUUUCAGAGCUCUCAGAAGAGGACUUAAAACAGCUGCUUGCAUUGAAGGGCUCCAGCUACCUUGGGCUUCUGGAGAGACACAACAUCCAUACCCGCAAUGUGGAACACAUUGUGGAGAGUCUACAGAAAGAGGGGAUGGAGGUGCGUGUGGUGAAGAGAGGGCAAUAUGAUGAAGAAACAGUGCGAUGGGCAGAUGCUAUUAUCUCUGCAGGGGGGGAUGGGACUAUGCUACUUGUCGCCAGUAAGGUUUUCAAUAAAGACCAACCCGUUCUUGGAGUUAACACUGACCCUGAAAGGUCAGAGGGACACCUGUGCCUGCCUGUGCGUUACACACAUGCCUUCCCUGAGGCACUACAAAAACUCCGCCGUGGUCAGUUCAGGUGGCAGUGGCGGCAGAGGAUCCGUCUACACCUGGAGGGCACAGGGAUCAACCCCACCCCAGUGGACCUACAUGAACAGCAGCUCAGUCUGGAGCAACACAACCAGGCCCACCGCAUCACCCUCAUGGAGGCCCAGCGCAGUACGGCCCCUCGGCCUCCUAUGUGCGAGGCUUGCAGCUUAUCCAAGCCCUACCUACUCCCUGUCAGAGGACUGAAUGAGAUCUUCAUUGGGGAAUCUCUCUCCUCCAGGGUGAAGUAUAAAUCCUUCAAACCUCAUCUCACCCUCUCGCUCCAUAGGGCUUCCUACUAUGAGAUCUCUGUGGACGAUGGACCGUGGGAGAAGCAGAAGAGCUCUGGACUUAGCAUCUGCACUGGGACUGGAUCUAAAGCCUGGUCUUACAAUAUCAACAAACUGGUUGAACAGGCUGUGGGAGAAGUCUUAAGAAUAGGAAAGGCACAAAUGGGUCUUGAUAUUCCACUGAGUCAGGAAUUGGUUGAAAAGGUGACUGAUGAAUACAACAAGUCUCUGGUGUUUGGGCCGGAGGAAGGCAGAAUGAUCUUCAGCAUCAGAGAGCCCAUAGUCAACAGAGUAUUCUCCAGCAGUCGCCAAAGAGGCUUUGCCAACAGGUGUGAGUGUUGACAAGGCUGGAGAUCACUCUGUCAUGCUGAUUGAGUUCGAAUAACAGACUGGAAGCUUCAAAAGGAGGGUGGUCCUUGGAAUCAUUGUUCUUCCGCUGUCAACCAUGGUUACCUGCAAGGAAACACGUGCCGUCAUCAUUGCUUUGCACAAAAAAUGGCUUCACAGGCAAGGAUAUUGCUGCAAGUAAGAUUGCACCUAAAUCAACCAUUUAUAGGAUCAUCAAGAACUUCUAGGAGAGCGGUUCAAAUGUUGUUAAGGCUUCAGGGUGCCCAAGAAAGUCCAGCAAGCGCCAGGGACCGUCUCCUAUAGUUGUUUCAGCUGCGGGAUUGGGGCACCACCAGUACAGAGCUUGCUCAGGAAUGGCAGCAGGCAGGUGUGAGUGCAUCUGCACACACAGUGAGGCGAAGACUUUUGGAGGAUGCCCUGGUGUCAAGAAAGGCAGAAAAGAAGCCACUUCUCGCCAGGGAAAAACAUCAUUGAUAGACUGAUAUUCUGCAAAAGGAACAGGGUUUGAACUGCUGAGGACUGGGGUAAAGUAAUUUUCUCUGAUGAAUCCCCUUUCUGAUUGUUUGGGGCAUCCGGAAAAAAAGGUUGUCCGGAGAAGAAAAGGUGAGCGCUACCAUCAGUCCUGUCAUGCCAACAGUAAAGCAUCCUGAGACCAUUAAUGUGAGGGGUUGCUUCUCAGCCAAGGGAGUGGGCUCACUCACAAUUUUGCCUAAUAACACAGCCAUGAAUAAAGAAUGGUACCAACACAUCCUUCGAGAGCAACUUCUCCCAACCAUCCAGGAACAGUUUGGUGACGAACAAUGCCUUUUCCAGCAUGAUGGAGCACCUUGCCAUAAGGCAAAAGUGAUAACUAAGUGGCUUGGGGAACAAAACGUCGAUAUUUUGGGUCCCAAGUCCAGGAAACUCCCCAGCCCUUAAUCCCAUUGAGAACUUGUGGUCAAUUCUCAAGAGGCAGGUGGACAAACAAAACCCCACAAAUUCUGACAAACUCCAAGCAUUGAUUAUGCAAGAAUGAGCUGCCAUCAGUCAGGAUGUGGCCCAGAAGUUAAUUGACAGCAUGCCAGGGCGGAUUGCAGAGGUCUUGAAAAAGAAGGGUCAACACUGCAAAUAUUGACUCUUUGCAUCAACUUAAUGUAAUUGUCAAUAAAAGCCUUUGACACUUAUGAAAUGCUUAUAAUUAUACUUCAGUAUUCCAUAGUAACAUCUGACAAAAAUAUCUAAAGACACUGAAACGGCAAACUCUUUGGAAAUUAAUAUUUGUGUCGUUCUCAAAACUUUUGGCCACGACUAUAGACUGGAGUUGCUUACCCAGAUGACAUUGAAUGUUCCUGAAUGGCGUAGUUCCAGUUUUGACUUUUAAAUCGGCUUGAAAUUAUGGCAAGACUUAAAUGGCUGUAGUAAUGAUCAACAACCAACUUGACAGAGCUUUAAGAAUUUAAAAAAAUGAUGUGCAAAUAAUGUACAAUUCAGGUGUGGAACACUCUGACUUACCCAGAAGGACUCCCAGCUGUAAUCGCUGCCAAAGGUGAUUCUAACAUGUAUUGACUCGGGUGUGAAUACUCCCAGUAUGUAAAUUAGAUUUCUGUAUUUCAUUUUCAAUAAAUACGCAAAAAGAAA
Messenger RNA from Salvelinus fontinalis (brook trout), 4053 nucleotides. It is a transcript of the gene nadk2, whose product is annotated as NAD kinase 2, mitochondrial. Gene Ontology annotation, molecular function: NAD+ kinase activity. Gene Ontology annotation, biological process: NAD+ metabolic process; NADP+ biosynthetic process. The coding region runs from base 1219 to 2430 and encodes 403 amino acids. NCBI's taxonomy places the organism in Eukaryota, Metazoa, Chordata, Actinopteri, Salmoniformes, Salmonidae. Gene Ontology annotation, cellular component: mitochondrion. The transcript has 12 exons. The record is from RefSeq and is a predicted model, not a curated record.